GAAUCCUGGAGUCAAGAUUCCUCCAGGCUCCGAAAAUUUCCUGUGAUCCCUGCUUUGCAACUGACCAUCAUGAAGCUCUUGGCCUUCCUGACACUGGUGGCAGUUUCCACCAUCCUGGUUUCUAGCCAGGAUGAAGCAACUGCUUCACAGGACACACCAGCUUCUGAAGCUACAGCCACGAACUCUGACCCUGGCGAAAGUACAGAUGCUCCCAGUGAAAGCACAGAUGCCCCCAGCGAAAGCACGGAUGCCCCCAGCGAAAGCACGGAUGCCCCCAGCGAAAGCACGGAUGCCCCCAGCGAAAGCACAGAUGCUCCCAGCGAAAGCACAGAUGCCCCCAGCGAAAGCACAGAUGCCCCCAGCGAAAGCACGGAUGCCCCCAGCGAAAGCACGGAUGCCCCCAGCGAAAGCACAGAUGCUCCCAGCGAAAGCACAGAUGCUCCCAGCGAAAGUACAGAUGCCCCCGCCACAACCUCUGCUGAUCCCACUUCCACUGCUGCCAGCUCAACUGGUGCUUCAUCUACCACAAAGGCCACCACCACAGCUAGGACUAGACACACCACCCAUCGAUUGUGUUUAUUUCCACGGAUUAACAUAUUUUGCUGAGUUAUCAGUGAGAUGGAAUUAGCCUCGGCCUUCUGCAUUUGAUCCUGCUAGGCUGGGCCAAUAUAGCCCUUGAUUUCUUUUAAUGCAACGAUUCCAUCCCUACUCUAUCUAUCCUAUCUCUAAUCAGUGUAUCUUCUUUAAAAUAAAGAAAUAAUGAGCAACAUGAAAAAAAGGA
Odocoileus virginianus texanus is the source of this 781-nucleotide messenger RNA. The record is from RefSeq and is a predicted model, not a curated record. NCBI's taxonomy places the organism in Eukaryota, Metazoa, Chordata, Mammalia, Artiodactyla, Cervidae.